AUGGUCAAAGGAUUGAAAUUCUUGAAGGACGAAUUAAACAUCAUUCACCGUGAUGUGAAACCCACAAAUGUUCUUGUAAAUAGAACAGGAGAAGUGAAACUUUGUGAUUUUGGAGUGUCAGGUCAAUUGGUAAAAUCACUUGCCAGAACGAAUGUCGGAUGUCAAAGUUAUAUGGCGCCAGAACGAUUCAAUUUAUCAGAGAACGGCUAUGGAGUGCAAUCCGAUGUUUGGUCUCUUGGACUUGCAAUGGUAGAAGUUGCUAUUGGAAAAUAUCCAUAUCCUGUUCAGAGUAGUGGAAAGGGUGGAAUAUGGGAUCAACUAUCGGCCAUUGUUAAUGAAAAGUCACCUUCGUUACCUAACGAUAAGUUCUCAGAAGAAUGUUGUGAUUUUGCGGCUCAAUGCCUGAAUAAAAAUCCCAGCGAACGCCCGACAUAUUCCCAAUUAUUGGAACAUCCAUUUGUGAAAAAAUAUCAAGAUGCAGCAGUUGAUAUGAAAUCAUGGGCAGAAGAAUCUUAUUCAUUGCGGCAGGAUAUUUAUAAAGAAUAA
This is a messenger RNA of Diversispora eburnea, 546 nucleotides long. NCBI's taxonomy places the organism in Eukaryota, Fungi, Glomeromycota, Glomeromycetes, Diversisporales, Diversisporaceae. The record is from the annotation of a GenBank genome assembly.